GGGUCCACGCUAGAGUUUGGUGAGGAGGCUAUUAAAAGGGUUUAAGGUUUUUCAUUCCAUUUGCGUUACCCAUCCCGCUUCUCCUCUGUCCAACCAUCUCUCUCAAACUUCUUUCUUUUUGCUACUUUGAGAUCGAAUAGUUUCUCCGCCAUGGUUACCAUCAAGUUUAUCAAAGCUAGACAGAUCUAUGACAGUCGUGGUAAUCCCACUGUAGAGGCUGAUGUUCAUCUAGAUGAUGGAACUUACGCCAGAGCUGCUGUUCCUAGUGGUGCAUCCACUGGAAUUUAUGAAGCUCUUGAACUCAGAGAUGGAGGGAAAGACUUCAUGGGAAAAGGUGUCUACAAGGCAGUUCAGAACGUAAAUGAGAUUAUUGGCCCUGCUUUGGUUGGCAAGGACCCAACUGAGCAAACUGCUAUUGACAACUUCAUGGUUCAACAACUCGAUGGAACUGUCAAUGAGUGGGGUUGGUGUAAGCAAAAGUUGGGAGCAAAUGCUAUCUUGGCCGUUUCACUUGCUGUCUGCAAAGCUGGAGCACAAGUCAAGAAAAUUCCUUUGUAUAAGCACAUUGCAGAGCUUGCUGGAAACAAGAAGUUGGUAUUGCCGGUUCCAGCUUUCAAUGUCAUCAAUGGAGGAUCUCAUGCAGGAAACAAGCUUGCAAUGCAAGAGUUCAUGAUUCUGCCUACCGGAGCUUCCUCAUUCUGUGAGGCAAUGAAGAUGGGUAGUGAAGUAUACCACAGCUUGAAGACUGUGAUUAAGAAAAAGUAUGGUCAAGAUGCAACCAAUGUUGGUGAUGAGGGUGGCUUUGCUCCCAACAUCCAGGAGAACAAGGAAGGUCUUGAGUUGCUAAAAACUGCCAUCGAGCAGGCUGGUUACACCGGCAAAGUUGUCAUUGGUAUGGAUGUCGCUGCAUCUGAGUUUUACAAGGAGGACAAGACUUAUGACUUAAACUUCAAGGAAGAGAAUAAUGACGGAUCACAAAAAAUCUCUGGUGAUGCCCUUAAGGAUCUGUACAAGUCAUUCGUUGCUGAGUACCCGAUAGUGUCUAUUGAGGAUCCAUUUGACCAAGAUGACUGGGAGCACUAUGGCAAGAUGACUGCCGAAAUGGGAGAUAAAGUACAAAUUGUCGGAGACGAUUUGUUGGUCACUAACCCCAAGAGAGUUGCAAAGGCUAUCAACCAAAAGACUUGCAAUGCCCUUCUUCUCAAGGUUAAUCAAAUUGGGUCUGUCACAGAAAGUAUUGAGGCCGUGAAGAUGUCCAAACGUGCUGGGUGGGGUGUGAUGGCUAGCCACCGCAGUGGAGAAACUGAAGACACUUUCAUUGCUGAUCUUGCAGUCGGUCUUUCCACGGGUCAAAUCAAGACUGGAGCUCCGUGUAGAUCUGAACGUCUUGCCAAAUAUAACCAGCUAUUGCGUAUUGAAGAGGAGCUCGGUGCAGAUGCGGUGUAUGCCGGAGCAAACUUCCGGGUACCUGUUGAGCCCUACUAAGGAGGUAGAGAUUGAAUCUUAAAUUAGCAACUGAGCAUCUGGUUUUGGUGACAAAUUGAACACUAAUUAUUCGUCAAUAAAUAAAUUUGACAUAGUGUUGCGCAGCAACUUUCUUCUAAAAUUUUGGUGACAAAUUGAACACUAAUUAUUAGUAUCAAAAUAUUUAUGUUUUGGAUUCUAUUGGAAGAUAUUUUGAUUUGAGCUUGUUUUUAUGAAAUGAAUGAAAGUUAGUAUUUUGAUA
Messenger RNA from Amaranthus tricolor (Joseph's coat), 1726 nucleotides. Its product is annotated as enolase-like. Gene Ontology annotation, molecular function: phosphopyruvate hydratase activity; magnesium ion binding. Gene Ontology annotation, cellular component: phosphopyruvate hydratase complex. Lineage: Eukaryota; Viridiplantae; Streptophyta; Magnoliopsida; Caryophyllales; Amaranthaceae. Gene Ontology annotation, biological process: glycolytic process. The transcript has 15 exons. The record is from RefSeq and is a predicted model, not a curated record. Bases 151 to 1485 code for a protein of 444 amino acids.